GUCCACCCUAGAAAUAUUUUGGCAAAUCUCUGUUGCUGCUGCAUAUCUCUAUCCUUUCAUAUAUAACAAUGUCAAACCCUCUCUCUCUCUCUCUCUCUCUCUCUCUCUCUCUCUCAGUUUUAACUAAUUUUCCUAUGCCCCACACCAAUAUUACCAACUCAUGUGCUUCACGAUUCUCUAUUUAUUCUAUUCUAUGUUUUUCUCUGCACUAUAUGUGCUUCCUUUAAGAGGGUUUCUCUCAAACCGGCCACCAAACCUCAUUUCUAUAUUUUUUUUUUUCUUCUUGAAAUAUUCAUCUUUUCUCUUUGCUUUUUGGGAUGGAGAACUCGAUCAAUUCUAUGAGCAAAGCCCUCUCAUCCAAUGAAAGAACUUCUGGGUCUCCCGAGGAGAGUGGCUGGACUGUCUACUUUGAAGAUUUCUUAGUCAACAACAACAACGAAGAACACAUGAUGAGUCGUUAUUGCUCUUCCCGUUUUGAAACCUCUAAUUCUCUGGUUUCUGAUGCUGCUUCUUUGAUCGGGAAAAAGUCUAUGGUUAAGAGUAGUAAAAGAUUGAGCUUCAAGAAGAGGAAAACAAUCGGAGCUUUGGUUGAUGAUUCUCUGGAAGAUACUGCUAGCUCUCCUGUCAGCAGCCCCAAGGUUUGUAAUGAACUGAAUGAGAUGAAUAUGAAGAUUGCAAAACGAAGCGAUAAUACAGAAAUAUCUCAGGAGAAAGGGAGUGCUUCAGGACAGAUAGAGGAGAGAAGUGAAGUGGGUUUUAUUGGGAGAGAUAGUGAUUGCACAGAACUAAAAAAGAGUGGCCUUUGCUUAGUUCCUUUCUCUAUGUUAAUUAAUUAUUUUGGGUAAUUAAUUCCAAUUUAAUCUUCCCUAAAUCACUGUUAUUUCUGUAUAUAAUGCAAUUAAGAGUCAUUGUUUUAG
Molecule: messenger RNA, 917 nt
Organism: Corylus avellana
Lineage: Eukaryota; Viridiplantae; Streptophyta; Magnoliopsida; Fagales; Betulaceae
Product: vascular-related unknown protein 1
Biological process (GO): xylem development
Source: RefSeq, a predicted model, not a curated record